Molecule: messenger RNA, 471 nt
Organism: Triticum turgidum subsp. durum (durum wheat)
Lineage: Eukaryota; Viridiplantae; Streptophyta; Magnoliopsida; Poales; Poaceae
Source: the annotation of a GenBank genome assembly
AUGAAUAAUUUCACUGGUAUGAUUCCGGCGGAGAUCGGUAGGUUACAAGGACUAUUUUCACUUAACUUGAGCUCCAACAGAUUAUCUGGAGAGAUACCAGAACAGAUCUGCAAUCUCACGAACCUGCAGAUGCUCGACUUGUCUGGUAAUCAUCUCACUGGUAAGAUUCCAGCUGCAUUGAACAAUCUGCACUUCCUUUCCAGAUUCAACAUUUCUAAUAAUGACCUAGAAGGCCCUAUUCCAAACAUGGGCCAGUUCAGCACGUUUCCGGAUUCUAGCUUUGGUGGAAACCCAAAACUGUGUGGCCCUAUGGUUGCAAACCAUUGUGGUUCGGCAGAAGCAAGUCCAGUUUCCAUUGACCCUAUAAAACAGAUUGGUAGUGAGGCCAUCAUCUUUAUGACCUCCUUCGGUGUUUUCUUUGGAGUAGGAGUCCUAUAUGAUCAGAAAGUCUUAGCUAGACAUUUUGGCUGA